AUGAUGCGACUUUUGGUGUUUACCUUAUUCGUGGUUUCGACCAUAGCGGAACCUCCGGUGGAUGACAGAUAUCUUCCCCCGCAAACCUUUGGUGGUACCCCCUCCCAGUCAUACGGUGUCCCUGGAUUUGGAGGUCAAAGGCGAACUGGCGCUGCGUUCAGUCGGCCUUCUGCAUCCUACGGCGCCCCAUCCAGAUCUCAAUCUCUCUCUAACCAAUACAUACCUCCCCGAUCCUCAAACCAAAACCAAGCACCGAUUUCGCUGUACCAGGCACCCUCUGCCCAGUACCAAGCACCGUCUUCCCAAUACCAAGCUCCCUCGUCCCAGUACCAAGCACCAGCUAAUCAAUACCAAGCUCCAUCAUCUCAGUACGGUUUGCCUAGUCAAGCUCUAGGAUCUUCUGGAGCUGGAUCGUAUACUUCACCGUCGCAGCAGUAUGGCCUACCUGGACUAGGAAGAGAUAGUCAAGGUUCUAUCGGAGGAAACUCCUUCAGCCAGAGCAGACAAUAUUUACCACCGGGUACUAAUGGUUACGAUGAUGGCAGUAAUGGGGAGCCCGCGAACUACAACUUCGAGUACAUGGUCCUCGACCAGUACUCGGGCAAUGACUUCGGCCACCGGGAGUCCAGGCAAGGAGACCGUGCCGAGGGAGUCUACUAUGUGCUCUUACCUGAUGGAAGGAAACAGACGGUUCAAUACGAGGCUGAUCAAGGAGGAUACAAACCUCGUAUAACCUACGAAGACACCGGACGGGGCGCCAACGGCUAUGACAGAAACAGUCAAUCUUAUAACAGCAACCAGUACGAAAACGGACCAUAUUAA
Molecule: messenger RNA, 822 nt
Organism: Pararge aegeria (speckled wood butterfly)
Lineage: Eukaryota; Metazoa; Arthropoda; Insecta; Lepidoptera; Nymphalidae
Product: pro-resilin-like
Exons: 7
Coding region: 1-822 (273 amino acids)
Cellular component (GO): extracellular matrix
Source: RefSeq, a predicted model, not a curated record